ACGCAGGACAGUAGAUCAAGACAUGGCCAAGAUGGCGGCGUCCGUGGUGGAAACCGGAGAGGAUGCUUUUAGAAAAAUAUUUAAGUUGUAUAAGCGCAGAAGCCCUCCGCCGGAUUUCAACGAUGUUAUUGAUUUUUCCAAAUGUGUGACAAAUGACAAGAUAUUUCCAGCGAAACUAGAUUCAGCUGCUGUGCAUGAUAGUGAUGCUGCCAAGGUUGGAUUACAUCCUGUCCAAGACUGGAAAGCUUUCACCCUGCAGGGCUACCCAGGGUUCAUCUUCAUCACUAACCCGUUUAGUCGCGGCUCCCAGCCCUUCUGGGUUCGACAAUGUUUGAAGACUUACCCUCAGAAGCCAAAUGUCUGCAACCUGGACAUGCACAUGUCUCCCACUGACACUCAGGAUAUCUGGACCAAGAGUGUACCCAACCUCAGUUGUCCUUCUGUCGGAAAGAGAGAGCCUAGAACUCUUCUGGAGAGGCUGCGUUGGGUCACCUUGGGUUAUCAUUACAACUGGAAUAGCAAGACUUACUCUGCAAAUCACUACACUCCAUUCCCAAGUGAGCUCCACCUUCUGUCUUCCCAAAUAGCAACUGCCUGCGGCUUCACAGGCUUCAAUGCUGAAGCUGGAAUCCUCAAUUAUUACAGGUCGGAUUCCUCUUUAGGAAUCCACGUGGAUGAAUCCGAAUUAGAUCAUAGCCGCCCACUGUUGUCUUUCAGUUUUGGCCAGUCAGCGAUUUUCCUCCUGGGUGGCACUCACAGACAAGACCCCCCCACCGCCAUGUACAUGCACAGCGGCGAUGUGAUGAUCAUGUCAGGGCAGAGCCGCCUCCUUUACCACGCCGUACCUCGCAUUGUUCCUGCCAACCAGGAAGUGGCAGCUCUCGAACCCGGGCAAUGCAGCUGGGAGGGCGGCGCCGUUGUGGAGCAAGUGUCCGAGGAGGACUGGACUGUAUGCUCUCGGUACAUCCAUAGCUCCAGGAUUAAUAUGACAGUCAGACAGGUUCUGGGGCAGGGGCAGAGCUUCCCUGAGAUACCUCCUCUUCCAGGACACAUAGAAGAGCACCAAGAAGAUAAUACAAAGAGGAAACGUUAUAGUGACUCACCCUAUACUGAAGAGACAUGAUAAAUACAUUGUUACGCUUGCUUUUGGGGAAAAAAAACGAUUAUUUUUGUAAUAUAUUGCACUUUGUGGCAGGGAUUGUGUAAUUGAAUCAGAAUGACACAAAGUGAAGUCAAUGCAAUUCAGAUCAUGUAUUUUACUAGUGUGCUCCAAACAAAAUGUCUAAAGUGUUUGUGCGGCCAUUUUAAAGACCUAAAUAAAGCAAGAACGGCAACGGG
Syngnathus typhle (broad-nosed pipefish) is the source of this 1338-nucleotide messenger RNA. RefSeq names its product alkB homolog 1, histone H2A dioxygenase (gene alkbh1). Gene Ontology annotation, biological process: oxidative RNA demethylation. Gene Ontology annotation, cellular component: cytoplasm; nucleus. Gene Ontology annotation, molecular function: ferrous iron binding; broad specificity oxidative DNA demethylase activity; oxidative RNA demethylase activity. The record is from RefSeq and is a predicted model, not a curated record. NCBI's taxonomy places the organism in Eukaryota, Metazoa, Chordata, Actinopteri, Syngnathiformes, Syngnathidae. Bases 23 to 1123 code for a protein of 366 amino acids. The transcript is spliced from 6 exons.